Hyla sarda is the source of this 2939-nucleotide messenger RNA. Its product is annotated as oocyte zinc finger protein XlCOF8.4-like. Gene Ontology annotation, molecular function: DNA-binding transcription factor activity, RNA polymerase II-specific; RNA polymerase II cis-regulatory region sequence-specific DNA binding. The transcript is spliced from 6 exons. Gene Ontology annotation, biological process: regulation of transcription by RNA polymerase II. Lineage: Eukaryota; Metazoa; Chordata; Amphibia; Anura; Hylidae. The record is from RefSeq and is a predicted model, not a curated record. The coding region runs from base 173 to 2230 and encodes 685 amino acids.
UCUCCCACAGACAGCCGGAGGACCUGCUUUCCUCCUCAGUAGCCGGUCACGUGGUGCGAUGAUAGUUCGAUCAUGUGGCCUGACGUCAUCAAGGUCCUUUCCAGAAUACAAACAGGACUGGACGGAAAACGACUGCUGGGCUCCAUAGUAACGGUCUGCAGACGUAAGGAAGAUGCCAAGAUGCUUUGUUGAGCGCUGCCACAACUAUGGGGGGAAGCGGCUGAACAUCAUUCUUCAUUCCUUCCCCAACAACCUGGAUAAGAUCAAGAUAUGGCUGCGGUACAUCGAGCAGAGCGGCCAUGUCAUCCGGGACAUGGAGGAGCUGGCACAGAGGAUAUUUGAGGGCAAAACCAACAACCGCUUCAGGGUCUGCUCUGAACACUUCACCGAACAGUCCUACCAGCCCAGCGGACUGAGGAAGACUUUGAGGAAGGACGCUGUCCCCACCAUUUUCCGAGAUGUCCCACCACAAAAGUGUCCGUGGCAGAAAGUGAAACCAGCCCUGAAGAACAUGGACACAUCAGUACCGGGAGCACCGAACCGCGGGACAACCACAUCGCAGCAGCCUCAUCGUCACAGUGUUUCUGAUCUAUUUCUUAUAAACCCUUCUGUCCUGAAUCAUCAAAGAUGUGGCCGGACUAACCUGGAGAGGACAAUUAAAGCCACCAAACAUCUACAACACAAUAUCAAGGAAACCAAGGAAGGAUAUGGUAUGAGCACGAAGCGGACAGAUGUCACCCAUGUGAUCCUGAAGCUCACGCUGGAGAUCAUCUGCCUGCUGACCGGAGAGGAUUAUAUUGUGGUGAAGAAGUCAUCUAGUCAUGGAGGAGGAUGGGGCCGGACCCUGAGCUCCAUCAUGGAGCCUCCAUCUCUGAUACACGUGAAGAACAACGAGAAGAGGAUCCUACAUCUGACCAGCAAGAUCAUGGAGCUGCUGACCAGAGAGAAAUGUGAAUAUGUAGAAGAUCGUCAGAAAGGUGUCAGGAUCAAGGGCCACGGGGCCCUCGCAUCUCUUGAUGAUAUGGUAAAUGGCCUGAGUGACCCAGGGUCCACCCGUACUGUGAAGGAGACUUCAUGUGAAGAAAAAGAGGACGUUCCCAUGGGUGCGGGUCAUAGACGACAGUUCCAGUUUAAUAAUAUUAAGGUUGAAGCUGUCUCGAAUGAUGGAAGAAACGUCCCAGACCCCAAUACUGUUGUAUAUGCAGAUGACACCCAACACUAUCCAUCGACUCAUGUCAAGGAGGAAUUAGUCUUGUGUGGUGAAGGAAACCUCACCGCCCCCGAGAUCCCGGCAGCCUCGGCUCAUACACAACAUACUUCUCAUAUUAAGGAGGAACCAGCCUUGCGUGAAGGUGGAAACCUCAUCGACCCCAACCGUUAUACACCCACCGAUCCCACACAACAAUAUCCGUCUCUUAUUAAGGAGGAACCGGUGAAAUGUGAGGGAGGAAAUGCUGCAGACCCCGACAUUUAUACCCCCACGGAUCACGUAGACCAUUAUUCUCUUGCUAGUAUGGAGGAGCCAUUCUUGUGUGAUGGAGGAAACCCCAUGGAUCCUCAUCCAUCCAAUUGCGUUAUGGAAGAACCCUUGUUGUGUAGGGAAGGAAAAGCCGUAAAUUCUGACACUUAUACAGAAUCGCCUCCGUCAUCGGCUCAUCCAGAGCAUGAAACUGAAACCGCGCAGGAUAACGAUUCAUUGUUUGACAAAGGCAACUUAGACACGGAUAUAUACGCGCUUAUAAAACAUGCGCAGGCAAAAUAUACGUUCAGCCGUAUCGAAGACGGUUCAAGUUCAGAGGAAGAUGAGAAUCCUAAAGACGCAGACUCUCUGACACCAGCAGAUCAGGCUCAACACCGUCCACCUCCUCAUGGUAUGGAGGGUGAGGCCGCCGUCCCGCAGACUUUUAAGUGUCGCGACUGUUCGGAAUGUUUCACUCGGAAAUCAGGGCUUAUAAAUCACCGGCGAAAUCACCGACAAGAGAAACUGACUUGUUCCAAAUGUGGGAAAGUCUUCUCCAAGAGAUCCAGCCUUCAGAACCACCUCACCCUGCACACCGGGGAAAAGCCAUUCGCCUGUCCCGUAUGCGGAAAGUGUUUUGCUCGAAAAAGUAAUCUGAUCUCCCACGAGACCAUUCACUCCGGGAAGGCGUCUUAUAUCUGUGCAGAGUGUGGGAGGUAUUUUGUCUGUAAGGUUCAUCUCACCAAACAUCAGAUCAUCCAUGAGAAAUGAUCCUCCUCCUCAGCCUGUAUAUGAUAUAUAUAUAUAUAUAUAUAUAUAUAUAUAUAUAUCCAGUGUUCUUCCAUGGUAGAAGCCAUCUUGGUAGCAUUCGAUGGCCCGAGAUAGACGACAGCAUGACAAUUAUCAUGUGAUGUAUUUUACACCAGUUGUGACUGUUCGUAGUACUUGUGCGCAGUUUUCUCCAUCUCACGUCUUUUACAUCAUCGAGGCCUUAGAUCUUUCCGCAGUCACCACCCUCUCGGGCCUUAAAGAAAUGGAGAAUUUUCUUGCCAUGCAAGUAUCUUGUUUUUCCUCUUACUUUAGGUUAUUUGUCGUUUUUUUUUUUUUUAUAAUGUUUUUUCAGAUUGAAAAGUUCCAUGUCUUUAUUAAAGACCGUUAAUAAGCUUGUCAGUUUUUAAAUGUCUUUUUAUGUCUUGCAUGAAAUCCGUACACAAGAUCCUCAACCCCCCGACUGCGGAAGGAUUUACUUAAUGCAUGUCUAUCCCCUCUAUCAUCAAGUAUUACCCUCAUCCAAAGAUCUGCUCUUGUCAUAAACACAUAUGUUUGGAUACGUAUCAGUGUUAACCGCCAUAUUGUUGAUGUUGAGUUGUGUGUUGGAUUCUCAGAUCCAACUGUAUAGAUCGAUCACUGUAUGAAGCCAUAAUUAUCCUGUUCUUACUCCUUUAUCUGUUUCGAGCUGUAAAUAAAGAGUCUGGUUCUG